AUUUGCGUUUUCUUUGUCUCAUAGAACAAGAAAAGAAUAUGUCGAUGGUUAAGUACUACGAUAAAGAGGAACAUGUUGGGUUUUGGUUUCAUCCUUCUGCCCAAGAACUCAUCAUCCGUUAUAUCGGGCCUAAGGUUACCAAAAGAUCAAAUAAAGAAUUUGAAUUAGAAGACAAGUUUGACAUCUAUGCCAAAGAGCCGUGGCGGUUGUCUCACACCGAGACUAACUUUUUGGAACCUAAUGAAUGGUUCUAGUUCGUGAAAGUGAAUCAUCUCUCUGAAAACGUUACUGGAAAACGCAUCAGCCGCAAAGUCAAAGGAGAGACGGUUGAUGGAUGUUGGAAAGGCCAUGGGAAGUUGAGUGAUGUCGUGUUGGAAGAUACCGGUGCAGUGAUUGGGAAGAAGUCUAAGUUUCUACGUCAAAGGUGAGAGACAAGCCAGUGGUUGGACCAUGACAGAAUACUAUC
Arabidopsis thaliana (thale cress) is the source of this 466-nucleotide messenger RNA. Its product is annotated as NAC (No Apical Meristem) domain transcriptional regulator superfamily protein. Gene Ontology annotation, biological process: DNA-templated transcription; regulation of DNA-templated transcription. Gene Ontology annotation, cellular component: nucleus. The transcript has a single exon. Gene Ontology annotation, molecular function: DNA binding. Lineage: Eukaryota; Viridiplantae; Streptophyta; Magnoliopsida; Brassicales; Brassicaceae. The coding region runs from base 39 to 254 and encodes 71 amino acids. The record is from RefSeq and is marked reviewed.